AGUGUAGAUAUACAUGUAACAGAAUUAACACGUCUCAUAUUUUUCGUAAAUUAAAAAAAAUGUUUUAAUGGAACAUAGUGUAUGUUAAAUACGUAAAAUAUUAAAAUAUAGACAAGUGUCCGCAUUUUAAUUAUUCGUCUUACUAGACUACUUUUAAUGUGAAAAUACUAUGGAAGCCAACAAUAACAUUAGGCGGCAACUAUUAACUGUUUUUUGUACAUAUAUAGGUCAAAUGUCAAUAGGCUAUGCACUGGGCUGGACGUCGGCGAUAUUACCGAAGCUUGAAGAUGAAGAUCAAUCUCCACUACAAAGUCUCCUUUCGGAGUCAGAAGCAUCUUUAAUAGGUUCUUUAAUAUACGUAGGUGCGAUGACAGCUCCUAUCAUAACAACAAAUCUUGCAAAUACUAAGGGCCGCAAGCCGUGCUUAAUACUCAGUGGAAUUUUAAAUAUACUGGCUUAUAUUUUACUUGCCCUGUCAACAAAUUUAGCAAUGAUAUUUGUUGGGAGAGUGAUAGUGGGCAGUGCAGUGGGGACGCUUUUGAUAAUGAAUGUGGUGUACAUUGGGGAAAUUGCAUCAACAAAAAUAAGAGGAAUCUUGUUGAGCGGUGCAGGAGUAGCAAUGACAGCUGGUACUAUAUUAACUUACUCUACAGGACCCUUCAUAACGUAUGCUGCUACUGCUUACUUGGGAUUGAUACUGAGCUUAUGCUUUCUUUUAAGUUUAUAUUUCAUUCCAGAAUCACCAAUAUUUUAUGUGUUACGAGGUGAUGACUCAAAAGCUAAGGAAGUCCUACAAACUCUAGGUAGAGUACAAGAGAUGGAUGUCGUUUUGACAAGUAAAGAAUAUGAAACAAAUUAUUUCAAGCAAGAAUGGAAAAUUCUUUUCACAGUGAAAGAUAACAGAAGGGCUCUAUUUAUUACGGCAUCUUUGCAAAUUUUGCAAGAAGCUAGUGGGAUUUUAGCGGUGGUAUUUUUUUCCACAAAUAUAUUUAAAUUAGCAAGUUCAUCCAUAGCGCCGGAUAUAGCUACAAUAAUCAUAGGUAUGACACAAUUAGUUGGCAGUUUAAUCGCGCCUUUGAUUAUAGAAAAAUCUAGAAGAAUUUUAUUAUUACUUUCAACUGCACUUUGCUCCUUAAGUUUAGCGUUAUUAGGUGCUUACUUUUACUUGGAUGGCUUAGAUUAUGAAUUUAUUACAAAAAUUCAAUGGCUACCAUUGGCAACCCUCAUUUUGUACUUUUUGGCGUAUAAUAUGGGUUUCAGUGUCAUCCCAUCAACACUUGCUGGAGAAAUGUUUCAAUUGAAUGUAAGAAAUGUAGGUUCAACUUUUGUCAUAUUUUGUGGGUGGCUGUGUGGCUUCGGAGUUACAUCUGCCUUUGGUUAUAUGGUCACUGAGCUUGGAGGCGAUAUAACUUUUUGGAUAUUCUCUGGGACGUGUGCGAUAGCAUUCUUUUUUACGAUCUUCUACGUGCCUGAGACAAAGGGCCAAACGUUGACUCAGAUCCAAAAGAUGCUGAGCGAACGCUACUGAAAAACAAUCACCAAAAAUCAACAAACUUUUAGCAAUCACUGCAGUAUUAAGCAUAGUGAGGUCCGUUUGUACAAUGAGCCACAGCACAUGGAACAGAAAUAAACAGUAGCACUAAUGAAAAUAUUUUUGGUAAACUUAUUAAACCGAACAUCCCGUGUC
This is a messenger RNA of Parnassius mnemosyne (clouded apollo), 1687 nucleotides long. NCBI's taxonomy places the organism in Eukaryota, Metazoa, Arthropoda, Insecta, Lepidoptera, Papilionidae. The record is from the annotation of a GenBank genome assembly.